Molecule: messenger RNA, 1722 nt
Organism: Truncatella angustata
Lineage: Eukaryota; Fungi; Ascomycota; Sordariomycetes; Amphisphaeriales; Sporocadaceae
Exons: 2
Coding region: 1-1722 (573 amino acids)
Biological process (GO): magnesium ion transport
Cellular component (GO): membrane
Molecular function (GO): magnesium ion transmembrane transporter activity
Source: RefSeq, a predicted model, not a curated record
AUGGGGUCACUGGGCGGUCUCUCCCCCGAAGCGAGCAUUGCGAUCGGAGUCUUAGUUGGUCUCAUAUCUACCAGUAUACAGUCCCUGGGACUUACCUUGCAACGGAAAUCGCAUAUACUCGAAGACGAAAAGGGACCCCACGAUGUCCGAAGACCGCCGCAUCGAAGGCGCCGAUGGCAGCUGGGCAUGGGCAUGUUCGUGGUAGCCAACAUCCUCGGAAGCAGUAUUCAGAUCUCGACAUUGCCCCUGCCCGUUCUUUCCACCUUACAGGCCGCUGGCCUGGUCUUCAACUCGAUAUGCGCCACCCUGAUACUUAGCGAACCCUUCACAAGAUGGAGUCUAUGGGGCACUAUGCUUGUGUCAGGAGGAGCUAUUCUGAUCGGCAUAUUUGGCGCCAUUCCCUCGCCAGCACACAGUCUACGAGAAUUGCUCCACCUGAUGGGAAGGUGGCAGUUUAUUCUGUGGAUGGCAUUGCAGGCCGUGCUCGUAAUCGCUGUCGCCGUUACGACGGAUCUGAUCAGCCACUUUACCAACUUGGCGCAAAACGCGCGCUUUCGAUUCAUCAGGGGACUGGCGUACGGGGGCAUCAGUGGCAUUCUGUCUGCUCACUCCCUGCUGUUUGCCAAAUCCGCAGUCGAGCUGAUCCUUCGGACCAUUGCCGAUGGAGACAACCAGUUCGUUCACUGGCAGUCCUGGAUGAUCGUCCUCGGACUCGUCACCUUGGCCCUGACUCAACUGUAUUACCUGCACCGAGGGUUGAAGCUCGUCUCAACCUCUGUGCUAUAUCCCCUUGUGUUUUGCAUUUACAACAUCAUUGCCAUCUUGGAUGGGCUUAUUUACUUCGACCAAACAGAUCUCAUAUCAGCUUUGGAUGGCAGCCUCAUAGCACUUGGCACCGUCAUUCUACUUGCCGGAGUUCUAGCAUUAUCGUGGCGUCUUAGCGACGAGCAACACCCGCCCAGCGUAGGUCAAUCGACACUGACACCGGGCCUCGGAUUGGUCGAAGAUACCGAGGGCGAAGAAGAGUCAUCUGUCGAUUCCGAUGCUGACAGCUUCACCAACGAAGAAGAGGCAGUACCGCCGACAUACAACACCUUUGCCCCUGGCACCGGCCAAAGCAGUCCGUUGUUGACACCGGGCCGGAAGUCUUCGAAAAGGUGGCAUGAGCGCGCAGAAAUCUGGGGCGAACUCGAAGACCAGGAAGUCCCCAGUCCACCGCAACAUCCACACCGAUCUGUCACCCUCCCUGCUGGCGCCACUGAGACGACAGCUCUGCUUGGCGGAGCGAAGCGCCAUGUUUCAAAUGCUUCCCAUGGUUCACUCUCGACAGCUGAUCCAUCGUCAGCGACGGGCGACGCACCGCAGAGGAAGAGUCUUCGCAGGAGGAGGAAGUCGACUGGUUUCCCAGGCUUUACAGCACGAAAGCCGCCUGGUAGGAGACAGAGUACCAGUGGCAAUGGAGUACAGGACGCCCUGGGCGGCAUAUGGAAGAUGAGGUGGUUCAAGGGGCGGGAACGUGGUGACAGUACUAGCGCCAUCGAUGAUCUUAUACCUAGUGGCACAAGAGAUCGGAGCCGGAGCCGCUUGCCUAGGUUUAGGGACGAGGAAGAGGCCGUGGGCGGAGGAGAUACUCGGGAUAAAGCUACGGAUCCUGGGUCAAACGGAAGGCGCGACAACGGGCAGAGCUCAACAGAAAGAAAUACAGAAGAAACGAGGAGCUAG